UUUAAACAAAUGUUUGAUAAAAUAAAUUAGUUUAAUCCUUUAAUAAACAAAAUUAAUUAAAAUGUUACAUUUAUUAGUUUAUAUUACAAAGUAUAUUUUACAGGCUAUAACUCCAUUUUGCCUGUUGUUUAAAGUUGUAGUGCACCCUCACACCCUCACUUACUUUCAUGAAGAUGUUCACUGCCUUAAUAUCAAUUCCACAUUUAAUUUCCUUGGCUUGACAUUAACUAAUUAAUUUCUUCAAAUAAUUACCAAACUUUAUAAUUUAUCUAAUGUUUUAUACUAUAUUUUAUUCAAACCAUAUUAUUACUCUGCUAUGUUUCUAUAUAAUAAUUUGUCAAUGUAAAUUGAUUAAUAUUUCAUUCACUCAAUGGUUUAUUUAAAAAUUAAUUAUUGAGCUUAAUUAAAUAUUUAAUACAUCUUUGUUUUUAAUUCACCUACCUGACCUAUAUAUUUAACAAUUAUUUCAAUAAGUUAUUCACUCAAUCAUAUAUUUUAUCAAUACCAUUAUUAACAACUAUUUAUUAAUUAUUUUAGAAUGCCUGGACGAAGAAGUCUUCGCAAUCUUUUCCACAAAAAAUCACACAAAAAGAAACAGACAAUUCAACUUGUUCCUGCACCUGUAAGUCAACAGGAAAUCAAAGAGGAACUAUCAUUUUGGAGACGGAUCCUUGGAUGUUGCUUUCCAUUUGCUUCAAAGAGGCAAGCAGCACCACCACAAACUCAUCCAGCUUCUCCUUCAACUUCAAAUUCAAUACCAUCACCACAAGAAGAGACUACACAAGAAGAGACUACACAAGAAGAGACUACACAAGAAGACUCUGUACCAGUCACAGAACCUACCAAAAGAGGAAAUAAAAGAAAACGCGAAUCAAAGUCCAAAAAAGUUGAACCACCUCCUACUCUACUCGUUGGUCCUCCAGCUGGUCCUCCAGCAUUAGCACUAAGGCGGCUGAGAAAGGAGGAAGAAAAACUUGGCCUAAAUUUGCCACAUGUAACAGAGCUAGAGACGGAAGAGGAAGAAGAGGUUGCGGAACUGAGUGUUGAUACACCAACAACUGAAGAUCUUGUUAUCACUGGUGAAACAAUUCCAGCCCCUGAUGACUUUCCUGAAGUCUAUUCCACAACAAACUCAUUCGAUGAGGAAGACGAAGACGCAAAUCUUCAAGCUGACAUCGAUGAAAUCCUUAAAAUCGUUCCACCCGCUCUUGGAUCAAGACUGGCACCUUGCCGACGAUUCAGCACAAAGCGAGUUUUCAAGUCACCAUCAACCGAAGAGAGUGAAGCUGAGGAGGAUCUAUUUGGUGAACGCUCUCCAAGUAUCGACAGCCUAUUGUCAGCUUGCAACAGCAUCAUGGCUGUGACACCGACUGAAACCAAAACAGAGCAGGAUAAACCAACACCACCAAAAAAACAGUCCUUCUCCUCACUGUCAUCUUCAGAUUCUGAUGACUUCAACACUGAUCCCAAUAAAUUCCUAAAACAUACCAUCAAACGUCCUUUUUCUCCUGAGCUGACUCGUUCUGAGAUUCAACGGCUUCGACUUCAGAAAAUGACUCCAUGGGAACGCCUAAAUGAAGUGCUUCCACCCUUCACCAAGACCGUAACUGGGGAAGUCACUCCAUUUAUAGGAACGUGUUACACUGACACACCUCAAUACUAUGUCAAAACCUUCAAUAGCACAGUAUUUGCUGGACAUCUAAGUGGUGAACUGUCAAACCAAUCCCUCAUCUUCAAGGGAGGUCGUUCCAACCAGAGUGGAAGGAAGCUAAUGAUCCAGGCACGCGUUAUGGAGCUUUUCAAAGAUAAUGACAAAUUCCCCUGCAUCUACGGCCUAUUAAAGGGCAUGUGCGUCAGCACUCACCGACUCGGAGAUUUUGCCCUUGUUAUGGAAUUCGUUGGCAAACAAGAAAAUUUCAAAUCCUACACACUUGAAGAUGUCUGCAUCACCCGAAAGUUUGUAAUGGGCUUCUCUCGAAUCAGUGCCAUCAGGAUGGGAGUUGAUACCACCAUUGCUGUUAACACCAUGCAUAGGGCUGGUCUCCUCCACUGUAACCUGACUCCAAAAUCUGUUCUUAUCGAUACAAGAGACACUCGCUACAAGACGAAGAUCUUCAAGUUUGGAAAUGUCUGCUUGAUUGAUGCACCAAUUGGUCUUAACCUCAAGAACGACCAGGCAAAGACAGACCCAUUCAAUAUCCUCAACGAUGAUCGUGACGACUAUGCACCUGAGCUCUACCAUCAAGCUUUACCAUCCAUCAAAAGUGACGUCUAUGGUCUUGGAAAAAUCCUUCAUGUACUUGGUUCAUUCAGCUAUGUAGCUGCUCUCAAGAAAAUUGGAGAGAAGUGCAUGAGCAGGAAUCCAGAGGACAGACCAGACUUGCAGGAGAUCCUGGCAGAGAUGGAGACCAUCCUGACCGGGAAACCUGCUCCAAAAGGCGGUCGGGGCCAUGCAAGUGGCCCCGGCCCAAAGAGCUAAAUCUUCAGAUUUAUACUUGCCACUUUUGCUCUCACCAUUAAAGCUACUAAUAGUGUCACUUACUUUUAUCUAACAAUUUAUAAAACUGUACUUCACUUGAAACCAAAUGGAAAAAAAGAUCGCCACAACUUCGCCGUGAUUAGGGUACAGUAAAGAACUUUCUUCAUGCUACCACCAACGGACCGGAUAAAACAUAAUCGGAAAUAACAAUAACUGUACUAUAAACUAACUCAAAUAUCAAGACUACUGGACCUUCCAAAACAGACUUAAUGAUUCACUUUUAAUAAUAAAAAAAAAAUAAUCUUUUAAGCGUAAUUAUAUCAGAUGUUAUAACUCAAACCACAGCUCAAUAAUAUCUGAUUUUUCAUCAACCUGAUUCUGUAAAUUAUUGGAUUUGAUAACUUUCUUCAUGCUGUCAACAAUUAAACAGAUACCAAUCUACUUGGAGUUACCAAUUACAGACUGAACUAAAAUGGCUCAAACUUCAAGACUACUGGACCUUCCACAGUGGAUUUUAUUAUUCAGGAUUCUGGUUUGAAAUUAAAAAAAAAAAAAAAAAAUCCCAAUUCUCUCAACUCACACCAGCUACACUAUCAGGAUUCUUGUACCCUAUGGCGAUCUUUAAAAAACUUUGGAUUUUUCAAUACUCAGCUAUGACAAUAUCGGACUUUUCCUCAACCCAACUACGACAAUUAUCGGAUUUGACAACUACCUAUCAGCGACUACUACCGGAUUUGACUACUUAUCUGUGACUCGAAACGGUUUCUACAAGUGAAGUGCAAAGUACAGUUUAAAAAAAAAAAAAAAUUGACCUUACCAAAUAUGAACUUACCUAACUAUGACAACAUUGGAUUUGACACUUUAUACUCUAUCGUGACUACUCUGCAUAUGACAAUACCUAACUGAGACUACCCCGGAUGUGACAAUUUCUAACGUGACAUUAUGUAGCUUUUUAUGGUGAUGAGCAAUUGUGGCAACCAUCAAAUCCAUCCAUUCCAUGGCUGGUGGCAUCAAACCUAAUUUUCAAAUCCAUCCAUUUAUGGCUGGUAGCAUCAAACCAAAUUUCAACUCAACCAGUAAAGAUUAUAUCAGAAGUUAUAACUCAACCUGAAGCUCAAUAUUAUCUGAUUUUUCAUCAACCUGACUCUGCAAAUUAUCGGAUUUGAUGACUUUCUUCAACUUGUCAACAAUUGAACAGAUACCAAUCUACUUGGAACUAACAAUUACAGACUGAACUAAAAUGACUCAAAUUUCAAGACUACAGGACCUUCAACAGGAUUCAGGUUACCCAUUCAAAAAAAAAAUACAAAAAAAAAAAAAAAAAAAAGAAACUUUACUCUCUCAACUGUCGGCAGCACUAUCAGGAUGUGUUGCGACCAUCAAAUCCAUCCAUUCUAUGGCUGGUAGCAUUAAACAUAAAUUUCAAAUCCAUUCAUUCCAUGGCUGGUGGCAUCAAACCAAACUUCAGAUCCAUCCAUUCUAUGACUGGUGGCAUCAAACCUAAUUUCAACUCAACUAGCAAACAGUUUACCAAGAAAUGUUGGUGAGAAUCAUUAACCAGAUGUACAAAACAGACUUCAUCAACCAGGAAUAAUGAUUCACUUUUAAUAGAAAAUAAACUUUUCAGUGCAAUUGUAUCAGAUGUUAUAACUCAACCCACAGCUCAAUAAUAUCUGAUUUUUGAUCGACCUGACUCUGAAAAUUAUCGGAUUUGAUAACUUUCUUCACAUUUUAAACAAUUUAAGAUACACAUCUAACUGAACUAAAAAUAAUGGCUCAAAUGUGGAGACUACAGGAAGUUCAACAGCAGCUUUAAAAAAAAAAAUCAAAAAAAAAAAAAAUCUUUAACUCUCUCAACUGUCAGCGGGACUAUGAGGACUUCUGGCAACCAUCAAAUCCAUCCAUUCUAUGGCUGGUGGCAUCAAAACUAAAUUUCAAAUCCAUCCAUUCUAUGGCUGGUGGCAUCAAAACUAAAUUUCAACUCAACCAGCAAACAGUUUACCAAGAAAUAAUCAACCAGAUGUAUAAAACAGACUUCAUCAACCAGGAAUCAUGAUUUACUCUUAAUAGAAAAAAAAACUUUUCAGUGCAAUUGUAUCAGAUGUUAUAACUCAACCCACUGCUCAAUAAUAUCUGAUUUUUGAUCGACCUGACUCUGCAAAUUAUCGGAUUUGAUAACUUUCUUCACGUAAUAUUUAACAGAUACCCAUCAACUUGGAAAUAACAAUUACAAACUGAACUAAAAAUGAUGGCUGAAAUUUCAAGACUACAGGACCUUCAACUGCAGAUUCUAUUAGUCAGGAUUCAAGUUUCAAAUUAAAAAAAAAAAAAAAAAAAAAAAAAAACUCUCUCAACUGCCAGCAGGACUAUCAGGACUUUUAGCAACCAUCAAAUCCAUCCAUUGUAUAGCUGGUAGCAUCAAACCUAAAUUUCAAAUCCAUCCAUUCUAUGGCUGGUAGCAUCAAACCAAAUUUCAAAUCCAUCCAUUCUAUGGCUGGUAGCAUCAAACCAAAUUUCAAAUCCAUCCAUUCUAUGGCUGGUAGCAUCAAACCUAAUUUACACUCAACCAGCAAAGAGUUUACCAAGGUAAGCUUGGAGUCUUUAACAGCAAAGAUUUUACUACAAUUUCCAAAUACCCUUAAGAGAUUAAAAAAUUGUUCUAAUCUGUUUAUAUCAAAAUAACAAACUUUCAGUGCAUUAAAUGAUAACCAACCAAUCAAAAAAUCUUUUACCUUAUCAAAAUUAUAACAAUCAUUCGUAAAAAAUAUACAACUUUAUAUUUAAUUACUUGAAACGUUUUCUGAAAUUCUAGAAAUGUUGGUGAGAAUCGUUUACCAUGUAUAUCAAAAUCUGGUCAUAUAAAGCAGCAGUUAAACAACACACAGGUUAGUUAUAUUCAUUUUUUCAAAUGUUUUAUGAAUGAAAAUAAAAUGAAUGAAAAUAAACGUUUUAAUUUUACUCUAGUUGAGCAUUUUUUUUUACUAUAAAUUAAUUGCAAAGACAAUGUUUUUGUCCAUUGAAAUAAAUAAUUGUUUUAAAUACAUGAAUUAUCAUUAUUAUGAUACCCAUCUUAAUAGGUUCACAUGUUUAGGAAAAUGAUGUUUAUCAAUUUCAGGCUACACCGUUUCAUAAGCUACCACUAUGCAGGUGAAAGAAUUGCUGAAUUUGUGGCAAUGGAAUCAACCAUCAAAUCCAUCCAUUCUAAUGCCUGGUGGCAUCAAACCUAAAUUUUAAAUCCAUCCAUUUUAUGGCUGGUGGCAUCAAACCUAAAUUUUAAAUCCAUCCAUCCUAUGGCUGGUAGCAUCAAACCAAAUUUCAAAUCCAUCCAUUCUAUGGCUGGUGACAUCAAACCAAAUUUCAAAUCCAUUAAUUCUAAGGAUGGUGACAUCAAACCAAAUUUCAAAUCCAUUCAUUCUAUGGCUGGUGGAAUCGAACCAAAUUUCAACUCAACCAGCAUACAUUACGCCAAGGUAAGCAGAGAUUUUUUUUCAAAUAUACUUAAGGUUUAAAUGUUUUCUAAAAAUUGUUUAAAUACUAAAAAAUAUUACAUAAUUUCAAUAUUUAAUGAUAAUUACACAAUCACCACUAUAUUGAAAUUAUUCAGUAAUUAUGUAUGACAAUUAGUAGAAGAAAAUAUAAUCAAUAAUAUUGUUUUCUAAACAUUUAGUAAUGCUUGGUGAAAAUUAUCACCCAGGUUGAUAAAAAAGCCCUGCAUACAAACCAGCAGAAACAACACACAGGUUAGUUUCAUCUUUUCAAAAAUGUUCUUGUAGUCAAUAAAUGUUUUUAUGUUUCUCUAUUUAGGGUAUUAAUAUAAUUAGAGUAGUUUAAAAAAAUAUCUUUAGUUUUCUAUAAUUCAUUCACACCAAAGAUAACGAUAUGAAUAGUUGUUCACCCUGCUGACUACAACUUCAAAAGGAUAGAAAUAAAGAAGAUGGAUCAUUAAUAUGUAAAAAAAAUUGACAUUAAAAUGUAAUUUUCAUAUAUUAUGUUCAGAAGA
Anneissia japonica is the source of this 6479-nucleotide messenger RNA. RefSeq lists its product as uncharacterized. The record is from RefSeq and is a predicted model, not a curated record. Gene Ontology annotation, molecular function: protein kinase activity; ATP binding. Lineage: Eukaryota; Metazoa; Echinodermata; Crinoidea; Comatulida; Comatulidae. Gene Ontology annotation, biological process: protein phosphorylation. The coding region runs from base 539 to 2479 and encodes 646 amino acids. The transcript has 5 exons.